GGAGUCCGGCCAAAAUCGCUAGCAACAACAAACCCCUUUCCAAAUUAUUUCCAAGUAAUAAAAAUUUCAUUUUUCACCCAAAGAUUUACAGUUUAAUAAAGGGCUCCGAAGACUAAAGUGAGAUUCAAUAAAAACGUUAUCUGUUUACAAUACAGAACGGUGUAGAUAAUCAUGGGACCAAUGGACGAUUUCUCCAGUUGACUCAGUCGACUGCUGAUAACUUCAAGAUGGUCGUGGGUAUCAGCUUUUUUCUAGUUUAGUCCGUUUAUUUAGCAUUCGACAUUUCAUUUAAUCGGUGAAAAUCAAGUUUCCAGUCGUCUACCGUCUGAGAGAAAAGUACAUCACGGCCCGAAUCCAGCUAUAAAACACUAUUUUCCAUCUCCUCGCUAUUAGAUAACAGUUUAAUACCCUACUUUCUACUUAGAUGGUGGAGUGAUUAUUAAAUAUAAAUUACAACAUUAACAAAACAAAAAGAAAAAUAAGAGAGAUCCAAACUCACAGUUUCCAGACAGCUGAGAAAUGCCUUUAUUUGGAAAAUCACAGAAGAGCCCUGCAGAGGUAGUAAAGGCAUUAAAAGAAGCAGUCAAUGCCUUGGAAAGGGGUGAUAAAAAAGUUGAAAAGGCUCAGGAAGAUGUGAGUAAAAAUCUUGUGCUAAUUAAAAAUAUGCUGUAUGGGACGUCGGACACAGAGCCUCAAACUGACAUAAUUGUUGCGCAGUUGGCACAAGAGCUAUACAAUAGCAAUUUGUUAUUGAUGCUAAUACAAAACCUUAAUAGGAUAGAUUUUGAGGGGAAAAAAGAUGUAGCACAAGUGUUCAACAAUAUCCUAAGGCGUCAAAUAGGAACAAGAUCACCUACAGUGGAAUACAUAUGUACAAAGCCUGAAAUCUUAUUCACACUUAUGAAUGGUUAUGAACAUCAAGAAAUUGCUUUAAACUGUGGGACCAUGUUAAGGGAGUGUGCUAGAUAUGAAGCAUUAGCAAAAAUCAUGCUUCAUUCUGAAGACUUUUUCAAUUUUUUCCGUUAUGUAGAAGUCUCAACAUUUGACAUCGCAUCUGAUGCAUUCUCAACAUUUAAAGAAUUAUUGACUAGGCAUAAAAUGUUAUGCGCAGAGUUUCUAGAACAAAACUACGACAAAGUAUUUUCGCAUUACCAGCGCCUGCUGAAUUCAGAAAAUUAUGUUACACGCCGCCAAAGUCUUAAACUUCUUGGAGAACUCCUCCUAGACAGACACAAUUUCACUGUGAUGACUAGGUACAUAUCAAACCCAGACAACCUGAAACUAAUGAUGAACAUGCUUAAAGAGAAAUCACGAAAUAUUCAAUUUGAAGCUUUCCACGUUUUUAAGGUUUUUGUGGCCAAUCCUAACAAGCCGAAACCCAUUCUUGAUAUCCUGUUGCGGAAUCAAGACAAGUUAGUGGAAUUCCUCACGAGGUUCCAUACAGAUAGAUCCGAGGAUGAACAGUUCAACGAUGAAAAGGCCUACCUCAUAAAACAAAUAAAGGAGUUGAAGCCCAUACCUGAUCACUAGCACAACUUUCUUUGUGCAAAAGUAGGAAUUGUUCAAUGGCCUGUCAGGUUGUACAGUAACUAAUGUGUAUAGUCUUAAAAUCACUUGAAUGGCACUUUGGCAUUCGUUGUAGCCAAAAGUAUUACUGCUGUUGAAGUGUUGCAGUGCUUUGCAGUAAUCAAGCUGUAGUCUUCAGAUUUUUAACGAGUCUACUUCCUUAAACAAAAAAUAUACAUUUAAAACAAUCAAGAGGCAGAAAAAGUAAACGCUAAAAAAUCCAUUUUUUCAGAUAGGAUGAUUUGUAUAUUAUGUGAGACUGGAUUAACUUGAACUAAAAACUAUUAAAUAAAAACCAUAUAGUAAAAUAUAAAUUUAUAAAUAUAAUUUAAUAACCGACUGUCCACAAGGAGGCUGGAGAGAUGAAACAGUCCCUUUCAUUAACAUUAUAUUUUUAAUACAUAAUUAAAAUUUAAUUUUUUUUGAAACCAUUAUAAUUUAGAGAAAAUAACUUCAGCAAUAAAAAUUAUCCGUACCGCAUUGAAAUUAAAUAAAACAAGCAAUAAAUUUCUUCUAAGAUUGCUUUUCAAAAAGUGUUUUUCCAACCCCUACAUUUUUCCUUUUUUUAAAUUUUAUUAUUUGGCUUUUGGUUGUGAGCUAAACCCAUUUGUACCUAUAAAUAACUAUAUUUGGUUAUAUUAUUAAUAUGCUUUUACCAUUAUAAUAAUUUAUUUAGUUUAUGAUUUCUGCUAAAAUUUUAAUCGAAUAAGUAUUAAUAAUAUAUUUCUGUUUUGUGUAGUACAGUAUUCUUUUGAUUUUUUAUUGUGUUUAAAUCAGACUCAUAAACUAUACCAGAGAGAAGUAAACCUAUAGCAGAUAGAAAAAUUAAAACUAGAUUUUAUUCUUCUUCAACUGUUCCUGAUUAUAGGUUGGUCACUUAUAGAAGUGACAACAAAUGUUACUGCAACACUAGUAAAAGGGUAUGAACUUGUAACAAAUGAAACGUAAAUUAGCAAACUGUAAGUAGAAAAAAAAGAAAUAAUUUAGAAAAUUUAUGCGUGCGCGCUUAAAUGUACUAUAAAGAGGAAAUAAUAUAUUAUUUUUGCUUAUAUCUAUUAAUAGGGAAUCUUGCACUUGUAUAUACAAA
Cimex lectularius (bed bug) is the source of this 2653-nucleotide messenger RNA. RefSeq names its product protein Mo25 (gene Mo25). Gene Ontology annotation, biological process: intracellular signal transduction. The coding region runs from base 520 to 1530 and encodes 336 amino acids. Lineage: Eukaryota; Metazoa; Arthropoda; Insecta; Hemiptera; Cimicidae. The transcript has 9 exons. The record is from RefSeq and is a predicted model, not a curated record. Gene Ontology annotation, molecular function: protein serine/threonine kinase activator activity.